GCGACAUGCAGUUAUACACAAAACCCAAAGCCCAAAGCUUUUAACAGAAAAGUUUAUCCCUCUCAAAGUCUUAUGUAGAAUCUACACUCUUGCGACUCCAAGUGCAAAAUACAUAGAAAGCAAAGCUCAAGCAAAGAAAAGCCCCAAUAGCGUCAAAUCUCUCUCUUUCUAUUCGUUCUUUACUUUUCUUUGUCCUCACUCAUUCCCUAAACUCUUGCCAUCAUUUUAGAACACACCCAAAACCCAAAACAUCAAAGAACUCAGCUAUCUCUUCCGCAGUUACAGGGGUCGUUGAUUGGGCAUUUUUGGUUGUCAGAUCCCAGAUAAUGUCAAAUUUGGUUCUCCAAAAUUCAAAUGUUCAAUUACGUUUAGGUGGCACUGAGGGGAGCAUCAAUGUUUCUCAUUUUGUUUCUUUCUUUUCCAUAGUCUAUUAGCUGAGAGCACUGAAGGUUUUCUCAAGUAUUGUUAUAUAAUUACUCAAGAUUUGGUUACAUAGCAUAAAUGUUCUGAAAUUUACUUGUUUUGGUGUACUUUGUCAUGCUUAUCUAGUUUAAGCAGAGAUUAGGGAGAUGUAAAGUAUAUUGAAUGCUCAUUGCUGUGAGUUUAGGUUCUUCAAAUAAUUAGUCUUAGCAUAUUUUCAGGUAUUCUGGCAAACUUUUGACAUGAAGGAAUUUACCAUGGUGUUCUCAUCCAACAAUUGUCAUCAGCUAUGUCAUGUUUUGAAUUAGUGAAUCAUAUUUAGAAGGAAGGCUGCUGAACUUCUUGAUUGUAAAGUGUGAUGGAGGAAAGGAAAUUAAAUUUCAAUGCACCACUUUUAUCUGUGAGGCGGUUUUCUGCAACAUCUUCCUUCUCAAAUAGAGAUAAGCAGAAUAUAAUAGAGAAUUCUCCUCCCACGAAACGACAUACUCUCCCCUUCUAUAACUCGGAUGUGAGUUUGGAUCAGGUAACAGAACCUGUUGCUGUUCCUUUUGUAUGGGAGCAGAUCCCUGGGAAAGCUAAAGGUGGCAUUGAGCAUGAGUUUCAGCCUAAAAAGGAAGCUUCUGGUACUCCUAGGCUUCCGCCAGGGAGGGUUUUGGAUGUCAUAAAGUAUCCUGUGGAGAAAGACUUUGAAAGUCAGAAUGUGGUUAGGCCCCAAAACAAAGCAUACUCUAGGAAUGAUAAUGUGACUAAAUUAGAUUGUUCAAAUGAGGGAAUGAAUGAGAAAUGCAUCUCAGACUCUGAGAAUGAUGAUGAUGCCUAUUCUGAUGCUCUUGAUACCUUGUCCCCAACAGAUUCAUUCUCCAUGAAUUGUAGUAUAAGUGGUCUAAGUGGAUCAGAUGGCACAGUUGCAAAACCAUCACGAACAUCCUCUACAGAUCCACAAACUUGGGAUUUCAUGAUGAGUCGCUUUUUACCUGCUGCCAAGGCAAUGACUCUGGUGACACCUCAGUAUGCCUCAAGGAAACAAUCUAUGCCACCUGAACAACACAGAGAGGUUAAGAAAGUGGUUGUUGGGGACAGGAAACCUCCUGUUAAUCAAUCUGAGUCCAUUAUCAUUCCACAUUAUAACCAGGAUGUAGAUGAAGAAGAAACAGAAGAUGAAUACAAUGACUACGAGGAUUCAGGCAAUUUAUCAAGAAAAGCCUGUGGCUUGUUGCCUCGAUUAUGCUUUAAGAACUCUCUGUGCCUCUUAAGUCCUGUGCCAGGGUUAAAAGUUAGGACUUACUCUUCGAUGUCUUCUACUCUGGAGGUAGCAAAACCAGGCAAAGCUACUUAUAUGAAGUCUAACAGCCAAAUUGUUGAGAAGCAUGCGUGGGAUGUUGUUCAUAAGAACAAAUCAGAUAGUGGAGUUCAAACCCCCAGGUUCCUACAGAACGAAUCAGACAGUGCAGUUCAAUUGCCCUGGCUCCCAGAGGACAAAUCAGAUAAUGGAGUUCAAUCCCCUAGAAUUCCUGAGAUUGGGAAAAAGCUGACAUGUGGAUCAAAUCAAUUUGCGCGCUCAAAUGACCAGCAGAUAGUGAACAGGUCACUCUCCAGAAGGCUUCCAGGUGGUGCUCGCAUUUCUCCCUAUCGUAGAGAGAGACCUCAAUCUCCCUUCCGUGGAGGGGGGUUUCUUGGCAUGCCUAAAGAAGCUGAGAAAUUCAAAGCCAAUAUGUUGGUUAAGUAUACCAAAAGCAAUAACAACUCGCAGGAAUUAGUACCCUAUCAGAGCACUAGACAAGGGCUAGGUUCUCUGAGCCCUGCAGUUGAGAAAACAUUGUAUGUAGAUACUGUAAAUUUUACUGAAAUUGCAAGUUCAAAUUCCAAUUCCUCAGAUUCCAAUAUCCAAACGGACUCCACGGGAAAGCACUCUGAUACCUUAGUAGUGAAGAGAAUGCAGGAAGAACCUGCUACUGUAGAAUCUUCUCUUCAAGAUAUAAAAGGUCUUGAUCUUUUGGAUUUGAAGGGCAUAUCAGAAUAUGAAAUCACAGGGCUGGUGAAUUCUACUCGAUCUUCUUUCUCUGACAAACCUGAUCUCAGAGGUCAAGCAACAAUGAUAGAUCACUUCGGACAGAAUGGAGAACUGGAUCAAAAAGCCAAGUCCUUUGAGCCUAUAAAAGUUAGGGCUGAUGGAAAUCUAACUUUUAUUGAUGAUGAUGAUGAUUUGAGAGCAGCUGAUCGAGGAGAAGCUAAGGCUGGUUCUGAUUACUCUCCUCUUCCUCCUCCUUUACCAAAAACACCAUCUGAGUCUUGGCUUUGGCGUGCGCUGCCUUCUGUUACAUCAAGAAAUUCAUUUUCGCAGUCUUACAAUGGAACUCGUUUUAAUCCUAAAAAACGGGAACCUAUGAUACCUGCUACUGAUACCAAGUGGGAAACAAUUGUCAAAACUUCUUACUUGCAUCAUGAUCACGUACGCUAUUCUGAGGUAAUAUUAUCAUUCUUUAACAAUGAUGUUGUCUUCUCUGAUGAGAGUUUCAUUUUGUAAAUACUAACACU
This is a messenger RNA of Durio zibethinus, 2955 nucleotides long. The record is from RefSeq and is a predicted model, not a curated record. NCBI's taxonomy places the organism in Eukaryota, Viridiplantae, Streptophyta, Magnoliopsida, Malvales, Malvaceae.